GACGGCGUUUUUGGCGAGGCGGCGGCGCAGCGCGACGUCUACGAAGCCGCCGCGGCGCCCCAAGUCGCCGCCUGCCUGCACGGCUUCAACUCGACGGUGUUCUGCUACGGCCCGUCCGGCUCCGGCAAGUCGCACACGUGCUACGGGCCGGCGCACGAGCUGCCGCCGGCUGGCCGGCGCGCGACCGCCGCGUGGGCGACCAGCGACGCGGCGGGCCUGAUCCCUCGCGCGGCGCAGCAGCUGUUUGAAUCGAUCGCGUCGGGCGGGCGCGGCCGGUUCGUGGUGCGCGUGUCGUUUCUGCAGCUGUACCGCGAGUCCAUCUACGACCUGCUCUCGCCGUCGGGCAGGCCGCUCGCCCUGCGCGAGGACCCGCGCGCCGGCGUCUUUGUCGAGGGCAUCACCGAGGUUGCCGUCCGAUCUCCGUCCGAGGUGUGGGCGCUGGCGGCGAGAGGGCAGCGGCACCGCGCGACGGCGGCGACCGCGAUCAACGACGUGUCGAGCCGCUCACACGCGAUCUUCACGGUGGUGGUGGAGCAGGCGCAGGCCUUGCCCUCGCUGCAGGGGCCGGGCAGGCGCAGCGGCGAGGCUGGAGGAGGCGGAGGCGGAGGCGCGCUGAAGGUGUCGCGGCUGCACUUGGUGGAUUUGGCGGGCUCGGAGCGGGCCGCGCUGCUGGGCGAGCGCGGCGCGCGGCUCGAGGAGUCGAAGAAGAUCAACCUCUCCCUCUCCGCCCUCGCCAAGGUGAUGGCGACGCUGAGCGAGCCGCGGGGAGGCGGCCACCCCCCACACGUUCCGUACCGCGACUCGAAGCUGACGCGGCUGCUGCAGGACUCGCUCGGGGGCAAUUGCCGCACGUCGAUGGUCGCGUGCGUCUCGCCGCAGCCGACGGCGCUCGACGACUCCCUCUCCACGCUCCUCUUCACGUCGCGCGCCCGCGCCAUCCGGAACCACGCCAAGGUCAAC
Messenger RNA from Emiliania huxleyi CCMP1516, 960 nucleotides. RefSeq lists its product as hypothetical. The transcript has 4 exons. Gene Ontology annotation, biological process: mitotic spindle organization; microtubule-based movement. The annotation marks the transcript as partial. Lineage: Eukaryota; Haptophyta; Isochrysidales; Noelaerhabdaceae. Gene Ontology annotation, molecular function: ATP binding; microtubule motor activity; microtubule binding. The record is from RefSeq and is a predicted model, not a curated record.